AUGUUCUCAGUACACAGUGCAGGAGCCGUCAGCAGACAGAGUGAGCAAAGGAACUUGUUUGCAGACAGAGGUUGCUGUAGGAGGCAGAGCCAUUACCUCUACAUUGGACAUGACAUCUCUGGAAGUCCUGUAAGUGUGGAUGUUGGGAUGUGCAGGUCCCAUUGCAUAUCCCAAAGGAUAAACUCGUAUCAACCUGGACUUCGAGGCCUCUCCAAACAUUCCUCCAUGUUGGACUUCCUUAGAAAUAAGAAGUUGCAGGAUAGACAGAUCGAGUCGUCUCUGUUGAGUGGAGCAGACCGUUCCUGCCCUUUGGAUUCCCUUUGUGAACCUACUAGGGUUCAUGUGGAGAGACUGCUGCUGUUCGAAGGGUUCCGGGAAGUGGAAGUGAUUGAGACCUGUCAGUGUAACACAAGCCCAAAGGAGUGUCUUCGGCUGCCAGCCCUGAAAACCUUCUUUCCAGACUCCCCCUUGGAGUUCACUGUGGAUGUUGGAAAAUGCUCCAACCCUUCCCACGUAGAAGAUGGACUCUUCUGUGCCCCCACAAAGUUUGACUCUGUUUUGAUCAAAAGCCCAAAUGGUGCUGAGGUGGUUCAAACUCUGGAGAACUGUGAAAUGAAAGAACCCUGCUAUCGAAUUUCCUACGUGGAAUACUAUUAUGAAAUUAUAUACAACUCAGCGGGAGACAGAGAGGAGCGGCUUAAGGAAAUUGAUGUGGGACGGUGCUUGGGGAGCUGCUCCAUAGGGAAUCGCUGCUUGCUUAGGGAUUCACAUAGUGGAGAGAAGUGCCUGGUUUGGGCUGAAGGCACCUCCAGUCGCUGUGUGCCUGAUCAGUACAACACUCACACAUUCAAGAGCCGCAGCGGCCCCAUCCGCACUGUGUUUGCUAUCGAGAAGUGUAAAUGUAAGAAUUAGAAACUUUGGGGACUGCGGAUUCAGAACAUACGAGGGGGGCUCAGGGAGCAGAGAAUGAAGAUCAUUGAUUCAUAGAAUCAAAUGUCCAGCCAUGCCCCAUUGCCCCUGAAGCAG
Alligator sinensis (Chinese alligator) is the source of this 1026-nucleotide messenger RNA. RefSeq lists its product as uncharacterized. The transcript has 7 exons. The record is from RefSeq and is a predicted model, not a curated record. NCBI's taxonomy places the organism in Eukaryota, Metazoa, Chordata, Crocodylia, Alligatoridae. The coding region runs from base 1 to 912 and encodes 303 amino acids.